Diaporthe citri is the source of this 2775-nucleotide messenger RNA. RefSeq lists its product as uncharacterized. Gene Ontology annotation, biological process: peptidoglycan turnover; carbohydrate metabolic process. NCBI's taxonomy places the organism in Eukaryota, Fungi, Ascomycota, Sordariomycetes, Diaporthales, Diaporthaceae. Gene Ontology annotation, molecular function: hydrolase activity, hydrolyzing O-glycosyl compounds. The transcript is spliced from 6 exons. The record is from RefSeq and is a predicted model, not a curated record. The coding region runs from base 1 to 2775 and encodes 924 amino acids.
AUGGCUAUGCCAGACGGUGACUUGGACCCACUAUGGCAGGACUUUGAUUGGGCCAUCGGCCAGAUGCUCUUGAUGGGCUGGGACGGCACCGAAGUUACACCUCAAAUCCGUAGUCUUAUCGAGGAUCACCACCUGGGGUCCAUCAUCCUCACGGCCAAGAACUUGAAGUCGGCUCAACAGGCGGCCAAGCUCGUCCAGGAGUUGCAAACAAUUGCUCGUGGUGCAGGCCAUCCUUAUCCCUUACUGAUCGCCGUGGACCAGGAAAAUGGCGGCGUCAACAGCCUCUUCGAUGAGGACUACAUCUGUCAGUUUCCCAGCGCCAUGGGCGUGGCAGCAACGGGCAGCCUCGACAUGGCAUACAACGUAGCCAAGGCGACUGCGAAGGAGCUCUCGGCCGUCGGUGUCAACCUCAUUCUCGGCCCAGUAUUGGAUGUUCUGACCAACGCCCGCUACCAACCCAUGAGCGUCAGAGCCAGUGGUGACGAUCCCCAGGAGGUCUCCCAGUACAGCAUUACCGCGCUGAACGGCUACAAGGAUGCCGGCCUGGCGACCUGUGGCAAACAUUUUCCAACCUAUGGCAACUUGGACUUCAGGGGCUCCAGCCUCGAUGUCCCAAUCAUCACACAGACCCUUGAAGAGCUUGGCCUCAGUGCCCUUGUGCCCUAUAGGAACGCCAUUGCAACGGGCAACUUGGACGCAGUCUUCAUCGGCGGCUGUGGCAUCGCUUCAGCCAGCAUGAAUGUGUCGCAUGCUUGCCUCUCUGACCAAGUAGUCGAUGACCUGCUACGGCAAGAGCUGGGUUUCAAGGGGGUCGCCAUCUCCGAGUGUCUAGAGAUGGAAGCCCUGUAUCAGGAGAUCGGGGUUAAGGGAGGCACCGUGAUGGCAGUCGAGGCGGGAUGCGACCUGAUACUCCUGUGCAAGGACUACAAUAUCCAGCUGGAAGGCAUUGCGGGGCUCAAGUUGGGCAUAGAGAACGGCAUCAUCACCAGGAACAGGGUCAUGACCUCCCUGAGGAGGAUCCUUCGCCUCAAGUCAGGCUGCACUUCUUGGGCCCAGGCACUCAACCCCUCGGGUGCCUCUCUACUUUCCCAGAUGCACCCGUCCCAUCUCACCCUGUCCAGACAGGCUUACGAGAACUCCAUUGCGGUCAUGCGCGAUAAGGACAGGCUGCUGCCUCUGUCCCAGUCCCUGGAUCAGGGAGAGGAACUGUUGCUCCUGACACCGCUCGUCAAGCCGCUACCGGCGUCGGCUGCGACAAAAGCGAUCGAAGCAAAGAAGGGGGCCAGCGCUUCCACCAUGCACGACAAGUGGACUCAUCGAGAGAGGGGUGCUAUAAUGAGCGGCGAGGGUGUCUUCCGGGAAAUGGGAAGGGCGAUCGCGCGCGCAAGAAACGGCAAGCUCCUACACACGUCAUACACCGCCAAUGGUGUCCGUCCGGUGCAUGAAAAUCUCAUCAAUAGGGCCUCGGGGAUCAUCAUUGUGACAGCAGACGCGAACCGGAACCUCUACCAGUCCGGUUUUACGAAGCACGUGGCCAUGAUGUGCUCGAUGCUUCGGGCCAGCGGCCAGAAGAAGUCACUGAUAGUUGUUGCCGUGAGCUCACCAUAUGACUUUGCCAUGGACAAGACCAUCGGGACGUAUAUCUGCACUUUUGACUUUACCGAGACGGCGAUGCAAGCACUCGUGCGCGCACUGUUUGGCGAGUUCACGCCACAGGGGUCGCUGCCAGGGACGCUCAGGAAGAGCAAGAAGGUGCUGAAGUCGAGGCAGCAAUGGCUUGUCGAGAACUAUGAAAAAGCACGAGAUGCGCGGCCCCUGGACGACCUGAUCAGGGGCCUCGCCAGGGCCAGCGCCCCGAAGCUCGAGUUCCUGAGGGCGACUUCUUCGGCGUCGUUCGAUCUCUACAACGCCAAGAUUGAAGAGGCGCACUUUGUCGUGCGAAACAGCAGCACUAAAGCGCUGUAUGGCUUCUGCGCGACAUACUACACACAAGGCAUUGGCAUAAUCGGUGCUCUGUUUGUGGACCCGACGAAGCGCAACGUCUCGAUUGGGCGCUCGCUUCAUCGCCGCGCCCUCAGGCAUCUCAUCCAAAAGCGCGGGAUCAAGAAGGUCCGGCUUGGCAUCUCGUUCCCCGGGGUGUUCCUGGGCAUCCCGGUCGAUGACAGCACGGGGCUGAGGAGCUGGUUCAUCAACAGCGGCUGGGACACGCAGUUCCCGCGGCGCCUCACCAACAUGGUGAUCCCGGAGCUGGGCAGCUGGACGGUGCCCGAGGGCUUGCUCCAGAGCAUCUCGCGGGCGGGCAUCAGCUUCGACCUGAUCCACGGGCUGGACAACGCGGACAACGUGGUAGAGCACGUGCGGGCGCACGCCAACGGCGAGGUGCUGGAGCUGUACAAGUCGGCGCUGCAGGAGGUCAAGACGUGCGGGGUGGUGCGGGCCAAGAACGGCGGGGGCAAGAUCCUGGGGACGGUGAUCAUCUGCAGCCCGGGCAGCUCGCUGUCACACCUGAUGCCGUGCCUGCAGCCGGGGUCCGGGGCAGAGGCGGUGGGCGGGAUCGUGGCGCCGCUGGUGGAGCCGACGGCACAGGCGACGCUGGUGCUGCAGGGCCUGGUGGUGAUGGGGGUGCGGCAGAACAAGGCGCACAAGACGGCGAGGAGCGUGCUCAGCUGGGUGACGGACGAGCUAUACGAGCCGCUGCUGUCGAUGGGGUUCCAGGUGCUGCAGGUGUUUGAGGAGGUGACCAACUCGCCCGAGAACUGGUCCGACAUAUCUUGA